AUGGAGCUGCUGUCCACGCCCCACAGCAUCGAGGUCAACAACAUCACCUGUGACUCCUUCCGCAUCUCCUGGGCCAUGGAGAACAGUGACCUGGAGAGGGUCACCCAUUACUUCAUUGACCUUAACAAGAAGGAGAAUAAGAACUCCAACAAGUUCAAGCACCGGGAUGUCCCCACCAAGCUUGUGGCCAAGGCCGUGCCACUGCCCAUGACAGUGAGAGGCCACUGGUUCCUGAGCCCCCGCACAGAGUACAGCGUGGCCGUGCAGACCGCCGUAAAGCAGAGUGAUGGAGAGUACCUGGUGUCCGGCUGGAGCGAGACAGUCGAGUUCUGCACUGGGGACUAUGCCAAGGAACACCUGGCCCAGCUGCAGGAGAAGGCUGAACAGAUCGCAGGCCGCAUGCUCCGCUUCUCUGUCUUCUACCGCAACCACCACAAGGAGUACUUCCAGCAUGCCAGGACCCACUGCGGGAACAUGCUGCAGCCCUACCUGAAGGACAACAGCGGCAGCCAUGGCUCUCCAACCAGUGGCAUGCUCCACGGCGUCUUCUUCAGCUGCAACACAGAGUUCAACACAGGCCAGCCGCCUCAGGACUCCCCCUACGGCCGCUGGCGCUUCCAGAUCCCUGCCCAGCGCCUUUUCAACCCCAGCACCAACCUCUACUUUGCAGACUUCUACUGUAUGUACACAGCUUACCACUACGCCAUCCUGGUGCUGGCCCCCAAGGGCUCCCUGGGGGACCGCUUCUGCCGUGACCGCCUGCCCCUCCUGGACAUUGCCUGCAACAAGUUCCUGACCUGCAGCGUGGAGGAUGGGGAGCUGAUCUUCCGCCAUGCCCAGGACCUCAUCCUGGAGAUCAUCUAUACCGAGCCCGUCGACCUGUCCCUGGGCACCUUGGGGGAGAUCAGCGGGCACCAGCUCAUGAGCCUGUCCACUGCUGACGCCAAGAAAGACCCCAGCUGCAAAACCUGCAACAUCAGCGUGGGCCGCUAG
Puma concolor (puma) is the source of this 993-nucleotide messenger RNA. It is a transcript of the gene PHYHIP, whose product is annotated as phytanoyl-CoA 2-hydroxylase interacting protein. Gene Ontology annotation, molecular function: protein binding. Gene Ontology annotation, cellular component: cytoplasm. The record is from RefSeq and is a predicted model, not a curated record. Lineage: Eukaryota; Metazoa; Chordata; Mammalia; Carnivora; Felidae.